Molecule: messenger RNA, 834 nt
Organism: Metarhizium brunneum ARSEF 3297
Lineage: Eukaryota; Fungi; Ascomycota; Sordariomycetes; Hypocreales; Clavicipitaceae
Source: RefSeq, a predicted model, not a curated record
AUGGGCCAGACCAUUGUUGUGGUCAACGACGUAGAUAUUGCCCAGGAUCUUCUCGAAAUGCGAUCAAAAACCAAUGCAUCACGACCAUCAAGCGUUGUAAUUGGGGAAUUAACGGGGUGGAACCGAAUAGUAUCUGUCCAGGGUGAUAGAGACAUCGUUCGCGUGCAUCGGAGAUGCAUAACUAAAUGCAUCGGGUCUACGAAGGCAUUUGCUGGCUUUAACGACCAACUGGACAUCGAGGCCUGCCACCUUAUGUUGCGGAUAAUGAAGCAACCGGAUGAUCUAGCAAAUCAUAUUCGACGUCAAACCGGAUCUAUAAUUCUUAAUAUUGUAUAUGGGUACUCUGUGGAGCCUCAUGAACAGGAUCCCCUUGUGGAACUUGCUGAUUUAUCUACCACCCAAUUUUCGAUGGCAGCUGAACCAGGAGCUUGGCUGAUUGACAUCUUUCCUAUCCUCAAGUAUUUGCCGAUGUGGUUUCCAGGUGCCAGUAUUCAACGUAAAGCACGGGAAUGGAGGACAGUACUGGAGACAUUAGCUGAGAAACCUUAUGCCUUUGUUUUGGAUCGCAGAGAACAAAACACUUACAAAAAGUCUUACGUAUCAGAACACCUAGAUCAAUUAGGUCGUGAACCCACUUCGGAGGAAGAAUUCACCAUCAAGUGGACUGCUGCAACCAUACAGUUUCCUCUCUCCAAACCUUUUACUUGGCUAUGGCGCUACAUCCAAAAGUUCAAGAAAAAGCCAGGGAAGAGAUACAUCGGGUCGUUGGAACCAACAGGCUUCCAACAAUGGAUGACAAAGAAUCACUUCCAUACAUCAACGCCUUGCUUCUAG